Messenger RNA from Dichotomopilus funicola, 3660 nucleotides. Its product is annotated as armadillo-type protein. The transcript has a single exon. Gene Ontology annotation, biological process: spliceosomal complex assembly. Bases 1 to 3660 code for a protein of 1219 amino acids. The record is from RefSeq and is a predicted model, not a curated record. NCBI's taxonomy places the organism in Eukaryota, Fungi, Ascomycota, Sordariomycetes, Sordariales, Chaetomiaceae. Gene Ontology annotation, cellular component: U2 snRNP; catalytic step 2 spliceosome; U2-type prespliceosome. Gene Ontology annotation, molecular function: mRNA binding.
AUGUCGGACGCGGACUUUGAGCAGAUCCGGAAGCUCCAGGCCGAGCGCAAUGCCGCAGCCGCAGCAAAGAAGGGCUCGAAAACCUUUGACCCAGCCAACCAACGGGCGGACACCUCGACCAAGGCCAAGCUGAGCGAAGCUUGGGACACGGAGCUUUAUGAGCGCGGGAACGGAGGCGACAAGUUUGCGGGAUAUCACCGCUCGCUCCCCGGAGCUGACGACGAUGGCGAUGAGGAAAUGGCUGAUGCCGACAACUCGCGUCGUUUGGUUGGCCAGUACACCGCUACCCGUUCCCAGAUCGAUGAGUUUGCGCGCGGAAAUGGCGUCGAGGAGGACGACCCGCUUGCUGGCCGUGGUGAGAAGAGCAACCGUAUCACCGACCGCGAAACAGACUAUCAGAAGCGCCGAUUCGAUCGCGUCUUGACGCCAACACGCGCCGAUCCUUUUGCUGCUAACCGCCAGGACGGUGCCGCGGGGGAGGGUGAGAGCUACCGCAGCAUUAUGGAGCGCCGUGACCUGGAGCGAGAGGAAGACCGCGUCCGCCGUGCGAUUGAACAAAAGGCGAAAGAUGGCCCGAUCGAGGAACACCAGCCCACGCUGAAGGACUCCGCGGACAAGGAAAACGAGAACUCAGUGUCUGGUGAUGCCGCAGGACGCAAGCGGAAGAAAAGGUGGGACGUGGCCGCCACCGAGAGCGCCGAGCCGGCUGCUCCGGCUGCUGCCGAGCCCAAGAAGAGAUCGCGUUGGGAUCAAGCGCCUUCGAUCCCAGUUGUCGGAGCACCAGGGGCAGAACCGAAGAAGCGGUCCAGGUGGGAUCAGGCUCCGUCGGCUACGCCGGUUGGGAACGUUGGGUUGGCAACACCAAUGCAUCCAUCUCAAGCCCCAGUAUUGCCCACCGCCUUUGGCACAGAUGCUUCCGCCCGAUACAUGCCCCUCAGCGAUGAGGAGCUUGACGCGAUGCUCCCGGGCCCCGAGGAGGGCUAUAAGAUCCUUGAACCACCACCAGGCUAUGCGCCCGUCCGGGCCCCGGCGCACAAAUUGGUGUCGGCGCCGACGCCGGCGACGGGGUUCAUGAUGCAAGACCCCAGCACCGCACGGCUGGCGGGUCAACAUGUGCCCAAAGAGAUCCCUGGUGUUGGCGAUUUGCAAUUCUUCAAGGCCGAAGACAUGGCCUAUUUCGGCAAGCUUACGGAUGGGUCCAAGGAGGACGAUCUCAGCGUCGAGGAACUCAAGGAGAGGAAGAUCAUGCGUCUCUUGUUGAAGGUCAAGAACGGCACGCCUCCCAUGAGAAAGACUGCGCUCAGACAGCUUACAGAUAACGCACGCAACUUCGGUGCCGGGCCCUUAUUCAACCAGAUCCUCCCGCUUCUCAUGGAGAAGACGCUCGAGGACCAGGAGCGCCAUCUGCUGGUCAAGGUCAUCGACCGCAUCUUGUACAAGCUGGACGACAUGGUCCGGCCGUACGUUCACAAGAUCCUUGUCGUUAUUGAGCCACUGCUCAUCGACCAGGACUACUAUGCGCGCGUGGAGGGUCGCGAAAUCAUCUCUAACCUAGCCAAAGCGGCCGGUCUGGCGACCAUGAUCAGCGUUAUGCGGCCCGAUAUCGAUCACGUCGACGAAUACGUGCGAAACACCACGGCCAGAGCGUUUGCUGUCGUCGCAUCCGCGCUGGGUAUCCCGGCCCUUCUCCCUUUCCUCAGGGCCGUUUGCCGUAGCAAGAAGUCAUGGCAGGCGCGCCACACCGGUGUCAAGAUCGUUCAGCAGAUCCCCAUUCUCAUGGGUUGCGCCGUCCUCCCCCAUCUCAAGCAGCUUGUCGACUGCAUUGGGCCCAACCUGAACGACGAGCAAACCAAGGUGCGGACGGUGACCAGUUUGGCCAUCGCUGCUCUUGCUGAAGCCUCGAACCCCUACGGUAUCGAAAGCUUCGACGACAUUCUCAACCCGCUAUGGACCGGUGCUCGGAAGCAGCGAGGCAAGGGCCUGGCGGGUUUCCUGAAAGCCGUGGGCUACAUCAUCCCACUGAUGGACGAGGACUACGCCAAUUACUACACCAGUCAGAUCAUGGAGAUCCUGCUGCGUGAGUUUGCGUCACCCGACGAGGAGAUGAAGAAAGUUGUUCUCAAGGUCAUCUCCCAAUGCGCGGCGACCGACGGUGUCACAGCCGGGUACCUCAAAGAGCACGUCCUAGACGAGUUCUUCAAGAGCUUCUGGGUGCGCCGCAUGGCCCUCGACAAGCGCAACUACAGGCAAGUGGUUGAGACCACGGUGGACAUUGGCCAGAAGGUCGGUGUCAGCGAGAUUCUGGAACGGGUCGUCACCAAUCUCAAAGACGAGAGCGAGGCAUACCGGAAGAUGACGGUCGAGACUGUCGAGAAGGUUGUUGCCUCUCUCGGCGCUGCUGAUAUUGGCGAGCGGCUGGAGGAGAGGCUCAUUGACGGCAUCCUGCACGCGUUCCAGGAGCAGAGCGUCGAGGACAUUGUGAUGCUCAACGGUUUCGGUUCCGUCGUCAACGCUCUCGGCACACGCUGCAAGCCAUACCUGCCUCAGAUCGUCAGCACGAUCCUCUGGCGUCUCAACAACAAGUCGGCCACUGUCCGCCAACAAGCCGCCGAUCUCGUCUCGCGUAUCGCGAUGGUGAUGAAGCAAUGCGGUGAGGACGCGCUCAUGGGCAAACUGGGCAUUGUCCUCUACGAAUACCUCGGUGAAGAGUACCCAGAGGUGCUAGGCUCGAUCCUCGGCGCGCUCCGAUCCAUCGUCACCGUCGUGGGCAUCAGCCAGAUGCAGCCGCCCAUCAAGGACCUGCUCCCACGGCUCACCCCGAUUCUCCGCAACCGGCACGAAAAAGUACAGGAGAACACCAUCGAUCUAGUCGGGCGUAUCGCCGACCGCGGGCCGGAAAGCGUCAACGCCCGCGAAUGGAUGCGUAUCUGCUUCGAGCUCCUCGACAUGCUCAAAGCACACAAAAAGGGCAUCCGCCGCGCAGCCAACAACACCUUCGGCUUCAUCGCCAAAGCCAUCGGCCCCCAGGACGUGCUCGCAACCCUCCUCAACAACCUCCGCGUCCAAGAACGCCAGUCCCGCGUCAACACCGCCGUCGCCAUCGGCAUCGUAGCCGAGACCUGCGCCCCCUUCACCGUCCUACCCGCGUUGAUGAACGAAUACCGCGUGCCCGAACUCAACGUCCAGAACGGCGUGCUCAAGUCCCUCUCCUUCCUCUUCGAAUACAUCGGCGAGAUGGCCAAAGACUACGUCUACGCCGUCACCCCGCUGCUCGAAGACGCCCUCAUCGACCGCGACCAGGUCCAUCGCCAGACCGCCGCCUCCGUCGUCAAGCACAUCGCCCUGGGCGUCGUCGGCCUCGGCUGUGAGGACGCCAUGGUCCACUUGCUCAACCUGCUCUACCCGAACUUGUUCGAGACCAGCCCGCACGUUAUCGACCGUAUUGUGGAGGCCAUCGAGGCCGUGCGCAUGGCGGUCGGCCCGGGAUUGGUGCUGAAUUAUGUCUGGGCUGGCUUGUUCCAUCCGGCGAGAAAGGUGCGCACGCCGUAUUGGCGGUUGUAUAAUGAUGCGUAUGUGUGGGGGGCUGAUGCUAUGGUGCCGUAUUAUCCCAACUUGGUCGAGGAAGGGAUUGAUCGGGGGGAGUUGGCGGUUGUGCUUUGA